Molecule: messenger RNA, 11652 nt
Organism: Symbiodinium sp. CCMP2592
Lineage: Eukaryota; Dinophyceae; Suessiales; Symbiodiniaceae
Source: the annotation of a GenBank genome assembly
AUGAGCGGCGGAGGCCGCUACACACCUAUUCUUCCUCUUUUCCUGAUUGGGUGUGGUCUGCUGUGGAUUGGAGGAGUUCCUCCAUCUGAGGAUAGAGCGAGGGCCGAUUUAGGCCCUCCCCUUUGCCACGAGGACAGCGAGUCCUUCGUGGCACAGGCGAGAGCGGCGACAGCGCCGCAAGUUACGGAAGAAAGCCAAGCAAGGGCGAGCGACCCGCGCAGAGCUGCGCUUGCUUGCCAACCACCACGGGACUAUGCCACCAAAAGCGAAGCCGGAUGCCAAGGCUUCGGCGAAGGGGAGAGGGAAAGGCCAGGAGGCCUCGGCACAGGCUUCUCGGCAGCAAUGAUGACAGCUCUUCAGGCAAUUACGGCCAGAUCUACGCAGGAUCUGUGGUCGUCCCCUGCAGCUGUCGCCAUAGACAUGUCGGUAGAACAGCAGAUUUCCAAGGCGGCGACGGCAUCCCACAAACUAUCAAAGCGCAUUGCGGGAGACGUCAAGGCCAAAGACGAGCUCAGCAAGGCACUUUCAGAAUGGACAAGUGCCAUUGGCUUCCCAAAGGCUUGGGCCCAUUUGGCCGGAGGCCCAGUCGAACGAGAUCCUUCGGAUUGCUGCAUCACUCCGAGCUUUCAGCGUGGUGCAGAGCCAGAUGGUGUUGCCUGGGAUCGUGGCUCCUUUGCUCCCGGGGUCUCGCAGUUGGCGGCACCAUCUACUGGAUUCGGCCACGGCCCUCUGAGCUUGGCUCCUGCAGUUCCCGGCGGCGGCAGCGCUUUUGGUGCUAUUUCCACUGGUGCAGGCCAGGACACCGGAGCUUUUGGGCUGCAAGGAUUCGGCGGGCGAGAACCAGGUGGCACACCCAUGCUAGGUGGUGCUACUCCAGAUGCAGGCGACCUCGUCCGGCAUCGUCGUUGGAAACGGGGGGGUGCGGCCGUACCUCACCGCCCCAGCAAGAGCCCUCGCCGCGAGGAGACCGCCGAUGCCCCCGAUGGUUCUGCUCCGACACUGUCUGCGGGCCCGUGGUGCAUGGAGGCCACCGGUCGCACUCCGGAUACAAUCCGCCGACCAGCUAUCACCACCUUUUCAGACGAUGCGGAGCUGAUACCCGACGGUGGUGGCGAGAGGGUUGGCGAAGGCCAAGUGUCCUGGCGCGCCGCCUGGCUACAGGCGGCGGCCUAUGUUGUCGCCAAUGGUGGCGACCUUAUUGGGGAACUCGACACUUCCCCGGAACAAGACGCCGUGUGGCCACUCCAGACCGACGACACGGCGAUCGAGGACGUCCAGGCAGAAGCAGCGACCUUCUGGAAGACGCUUGGGGCGUUUGUGCAGCAGGCCCAGGACGAACAGUUCCCUGGGAUGGUGACAUCUUGUCAGGAACUGCUGCAGCGCCUGCGACUCUGCCCGGGCUCCUUACCAGGUAUCCAGCAGGGUGUUUUGGUAGCAAUCCAUGUGACUCUGGGGAAUAUCCUGGACUUUCAGCAGUAUGGACCGGCUACCGCGCAGGAGUGGCUGUACCCUUCCCUUCUCCUGGAGCAUGGGUGCGAGUGUCGGGGGAUGAUUCCACGCCAGAUGUCAGACGGGAUGAGGCCACUCCUGAGCAUCCCAUGCCCAUAUUUGGUGACACCGUCAUUGGCGGAGGACUUCGGUUGGUUCUUGCCUUCCGCCUCUCUGCUCUUGCUGCCUGCAAUUGAUGCUUUCCAGGUGUGGCCAGUUCCCCCGGACGGAUUCGUGCCCACUGCGGGCGACUCUCUGCAGUCUGCCGCUACAGUAGACGAUAGGUUCGCUGUGAGCCUACCACUACCGCAUGUUGCCGAGUCCUCAUACCUUGCUGCGGAUGGCAACAAUGCUGUGGUGCUGUAUGACAAUGGACCGUCUCUCACUUUGCAUUUCGCACGCGUCCUGCCGCCGCUGGACAACCUGCCUCCUUUGCAAUAUGUGGCCUUGAGGUGCGUACACUUCGUUGCCCCACCCCGGGAUCGCACCCAUCUAACUGUCAUGCUCGACACUGGUGGCCGAUACAUCUGUGUCGAUGUCCAGCCUGGCCGCGGGGUACGACACGGAGAUGUCCUCCGGGCAUACGAGGAUGAUGAGAGCUUUGUGGCAUCUGGGGUUCUGCUCGGUGUUCAGCGGUCGGUCUACAUAGAAUUCCACUUCGCCGGCCGGCCGUUGACCUUUUCUGCCUUCCGCGAGCUGGGUACAGCACGGCACCCCGUGUAUGGUCGCCUUUGGGCUGCUGUCUUUGCACGAAACCCGGAGGUCCUGCACCAUUCUGCUAACGUCACCACCGGCGCCGAGGCUGGUUUCCAAGUCCAGAGUUAUCAACUGGGUUGGAGGCUCCUCCUAGGGGAACAAACAUUGUUCCCCCAGAACGCCAUCAUGAUGCUCUCCAGCACCGGGCCUUCAAUUCAGUGGCAGCUCAGCAUCCUUACCACUAGGCUCGAGGAAGCAGGAGUUUUCAAUGAGGUUGACCACUGGGAGGAGCAGCAACCACGCUCCGGCACAACGCCGAUCUCCACCCUGCCUUCCUCGCGGUCCUUGGGGGUCAUGGAGGAGGACGCACCGGAACCCAGUGAGCCUGUGCCACCUAGCUCCCCUUCCUACAGUGGCGUGCUGCCGCCCACGCCCGACACUACCAUCGACGGCGAAGGCAUGGCGAUGACAGUCAGAGCCAGCGAUGAUACCGGCGCAAGCACCGCUGUCCCGAUACAAGGUGACCUGCACCAGUGGAUCCCUUUGAUCGCACCCUUAUCCCGCUGUGAAUUGCUUACGACCUGUAUUGGCACGGGCUUUAUCUUCGAAGAGAUGCUGCGAGACUACUCGGCACGGCGGGGCUGGCAACCUCUGGUUAGUGUGCAACCGCAACCGGACGCCGCGGCGAUCCAUCUCAUCCCGGCAGCAGCCGACUCUUCCCAGGUGUCAGUUUUGAUACGAUCGGGAGAAGCACUCUAUCCUCGGUGUCUCCCACGCUCGAUCAUCAGGGGUAGAGGUCUCCAGGUUUCGGUCAGAGGCCAGCGUGGGCGCAUUCGCACGCCGUACUCUACUGGUCGGGAUCCGGAGCGUCCCAUCCACCUGCGAGAUGGCGAUUGCCUACAUGCUGACAUGGGCCCUUUCGGGCCGCCGCCUCCCCAGCCCGUCAAUUCAAAAGCGGCCCCUCUGUGUAUGCCGUUGGUACUUAGUUUCCUUUUGGGGCUCCGAUUUCCUCUCCUCGGGGCUGUUAUGUUGCCUCUUAUAGGGGGACCUUGCCAACAUAGCGUCGAACCUCGUCGAGUCGAAUACUCUCUUGGACAUUUCCCGUGGCGGCUGCCUCGCCAUUCCCAGUCCAUGGACCACAUAAGUGGUACCAGGGCCUGUCGUACCCUGUACUUGUGCCCAUGGUGCGGUCCACAAGGGGUCUUCCAUGGUGCUGGCGCCUUAACUUUGGAUGAGCUUGCACAACGCUAUCUGUCUGAUGAUCCAGCUAUACCUCGGCUUUUUCCUGUCUGGCCGAGCGACCGGAUGGAUAGGCUCACCUUUGUGCCGGCAAUCAGUGAGUCAGCAGGCCUCGUAUGUGUGGUGGCUCGGAUUCAGGGGGCUCAAAAGUCCUUGAUUGUCCCUGCCCUCGUGCAGUAUGAUCAGAUCUGCAGAGCCGUCCAAUACAACACACCUUGGGAAGUCUCCCAGGUGCGCUUCCCACCUGCAGUCCACGCCGCGCGGCUGGUCCGGCCUCGUGCCCCACUGCUUCUCCGCACAGGUGACGUGCUUGAUGUUCUCGCUUGCCGAGAAGAUGCACGCGAAGUUUGGCCUCAUAGUCCUGUCGCCUUCAAGGAUGGCACCUUAUGGACACGCCGGAUACACUUAAGUUUCCCUCUCCAAAUCCUCCUCUGGCUGCCGACUGCCCCUCAACCAAUCCGAUACACCGUGCCAGCCGGCUCUGUUUGGGACCCGGCGGUGCUCUCUUUCAACGGCGACUUUCGGCGUUCCUUUGCGGGGUCAUGGGUUCCGGUUGUGUGGAGCCCUAGUCAAUGGAUCCAUCUCAUACAGGCGUCAGACGCCUCGCAUACGGCUAAUAUUCUGGUCGAGAGUGGCGGUGAAUUGCUAGCCCAGUCUACCGGUCGGAUUGUCUCUCCGGCCGUGUUUGGUGCCGACAGAGGUCUGGAGGCCCCCAGGCUUGGGCCACUUGGUGUCGCCAGGGAGCGCGUUACUGAUCGGUGGACUCUCCGAGAUGGAGAUGUUAUUUUCGAUCACUCGGGCACUGAGACUGAUCUGAUUGCCUGGGAUGCUAGCGGUUGUCGAACCCACGUCUACUUACUGUUUGUUGCCUCCCUCCUAGGGCUUAGCACAGGCAGCCGCCUGGCUCCGGCUACGGUUCUUUUGAUUCCUUUCCUACAGGCGUGCAGUGCAGCUCGUGAGAGGUCCAGAUCCAAUGAACGCCAGAGUGACUCGGACGAGGACUGCACUGUUGCACUGGUGGGACGGUGGCGGCCUGAAAUGCCACAUCCUCUUGCCGAUGUAGUGUCGGACCAACGGUGGGACUACCAUGUCUUAUGCCCGUUCCGCGGAUGGAGCAGUUGUGUGCGUUCUGACGCUAGCACUCCACAUUCUGCGCUGCAGUCCAUGGUUGAGUCCUGUAGUGGUGUUUGGGUUAGGGGUCAUGUUGUCCUAGGCCCGAGUCGCAUCACGAGCCCCGGUGUGGUUUUGCCGAUAGCUGGCAGCGGACUAGCCUCGGUUGUUGUUCAGGCGGGGGAUACCAUCAGGGCCGUUCUGGUCCCGAGGGUCUGCCGACUACACACCCUCCUUGAGUGCUGCCGCCGGUUCCUAGGCGCGACGGGCGACCGCCUUAGCCUGCCCCCUGCCUUACAACACCCACAGAUGCCCCCAGAUGCACAGUUACGUCUGCGAGACGGUGACACGGUUCUGUUGGAAGUCAAUUACUUCAAUCGCGCCUUCCGAGCCCGGCCGGAUGAAUCGGUACACGAACUGUACCAUCUUAACCAUCUCAACCUGUGGCAUGCACGUUUUCGGGUCCGGCGUGGGGGCUGGAUCUAUGUUUGGCAGGACACCGACAAUCCUCUUGAGCAAUGCCAAAGGUAUUGGGUAGAGAAGGGCAGCGUAUGGACUCCUGCGGGGUGUCAUUUCGCGCAAGUGCGGGGCGAGCCCUUGACUCCAAAGAUAGUGCCUGUCCCUUGCCUUCAGCCGUAUGAGUGCCAUUUUGUUCGCAGAACCGAACAGUGCGAAGCACAGGUUAUCCUGCAUGACCCGACAGGGACACCGGAAACGGAAUGCAGGUUGAUCUCGGUAGGAGGGCCGGGCCACCACGUUCCCGGCGGAUGGCAACUGCGCCCUGAUUUGCGCCUGAAAGCGCCUGAUAGCCUCCUCCGGGAUGGCGACGUUCUUGUACCUGUGAACCGCGCGUCCGCCCGGUCUCGGCUUGCGGACCUCCUUACUGCCCUUGGUUUAGCCCGGAGUCAGACUCACUUCGUUGCAAUAGUCAUUCUCGGUGUCGCAGCUAACGUUGAUGCUAUGCUGGUGCCCCCAGUAGAGUCGCAGGCUGCUGACACGGGUAACGUUGGUAUGUUUCCGUGGCGCUUACAAGCUCAUGAGCGUGCUUGCCACGAGGCCGUGGCUCCAGAGGGCACUGCCCGCCUGUUCUCCCCAUUUAUGGCUGAUACAGAACCUCUGCCCAUCAACCCCGACUCUACGGUGGAUGAAGUGGCUAUCGCUUUGUCCAGUCGGGGUCCUGCAUGGCACACACAGAUCAUGCCACUGUGGCCGGCGCUUUGGUCACCACAUCUCUGUUUCGUUCCGGCGCCGGAUGACCCUCGGCUUGUGUGCAUUAUGGUCGUAUCUCCUGAUUGGCAGCUACCAUUGAUCAUACCGAGGCGCACUGAUACCAACUGGCUGCGGUCUCUGCUCCAACAGCUCGGGCCGGGCGCUGUCUCGACAGUUCGUCGGCCCCCACAGGCCGCGGCAGCCUGCUCCGGACCCAAUGACGCGGUUGACUGGCGCGACGGCGAUGUGGUUUUGGCCUUAGGGCCCGGCGGUCUGUCCAGCUACGAUCCGCCGCGUUUCAUCACUGGUCUGGCGGUUCGCACCGCAGCAAGAUGGUCCUUGGACUUCCAGUGUGAAUGCGCCUUACCAGUUGUCAUGUGGGCGCCAGGAAGCCGACCGCUUCGCACUACUAUGCCACCAGGGAGCCGCUGGAUCGCCUCCCAGGCAACUUUUACUGGAGAGUUCCAGCAGCGUUACCCGGGGUGCUGGGUACCUGUCCCAUGGGCCUAUUCCCAUGAUGUGCACUUGUGUCUCAGGUCUGAGGACGAGAUCCAUUGCCACAUUAUUGUAGAAGAGCUGGUUGGUGACAAGCUACAGGGCACUUGCUGGAGUGUUAAUGCCCGUGUCACUCCAAGGGCCUUCGCACUGUCAUGGGGGCUUAGAGUAGGAGCUACCUGCCUGUUAGGUGUCCCCGAUCGGGCGACCGACUGGCCACCCCUGCGCGACGGGGACAUUCUCCAUUUCCCGCACCAUGCCAGAUCUGCGGCAGGUCGUGUCGGCAAACUGCUCGGCCUCUGGGCGUUGGGAUUGUGUACGCUUCUCGACCACCGCCUGUGCGCUUUUCUUCUGGUUAGCGCUCACCUCCCAGCUAGUGUUUCUGUUAGGCCCGCCGACGCGCAAGGGCUGAGAGUGCGACACUGGUUGUGGAGUCCUCACCGGGGGCGCCUUGGUCCGGUGUUAUGCGGUGAUCCGGCUGUCAGUGAACGGGCCCUUUAUCAGCUGGAACCGUUGUGGGCUCACGGAUUCACGCGGGUGCGACCCCAGCUAGAUGAUCAUGAUGUGCAUUGGGUGCCACGGGCUAUGGCCAAUGACCUAGCCAACAUCCUUGCGUUAGGGUCCCCCGGCCCAGUAGUAAUCACUCUUCCCGGGCGCAUAUCUAAAAGGCUGUUACUUCGAGUGUUGCGAGGCUACUUCCCAACCUCGCAAACAGUCAAGGGGAACCACCCAGCUCUAGGCCCUGCCGCUGCAGCCGAUGCCAAUGUCUUCCUAAAUGACGGGGACCUCUUGGCGGUUAGCGGGCAUGCAUGGGGGCCGUCCCUCCCUUUUCACAUCCCGGUGCGUUUCGACGACCCGGUUGACGCACAAUGUCGCGGACUCUGGAGCCAGGAUCUCACGUUUGAGGGCUUAGGGGUUGUCUUCCUUCACCGCCGGUCUGACAUACUGCCCACGGUGGUGCCUCUGAAUGGUCCCCAACGCUGGCAUGCACACGCCUGCUCCAUUCACCCUGCUCUUUUGUCUUGGCCGGACGCCUGGUGGCCCUGCCCUUCUCGCACCCAUUGCUGUGACGGCCUACACCUUUGCCUCCUCGCCGACCUUCUAGACUCAACCGAGGAAGCAUUCCGGACCUCGCGCACCCUCCCGCGGAGGCCGGGACAGCCGUCCGGAGACAGCGCGACCCCAGCGGUCUCUUCUGACGACGGGGAGCCACCGGAUUCCGCCCACGUCCCGUUGCCCUUCAACAGUAAAAGCUGGGGUCGUCGACCGGCAGCCUCUGGGGCCUUGCUUAGAUUUGGGUGCUUCUCCUGUCUGAUGCUCCCACGUCUCGGGGUUCACGGGCGCCGGGGUGGGUGCUUGGCUAGCUGGAGCUUAGUUAUCCUCGGUGUCUAUCUUUCGGCGUACGGAGCCCCGUCAUGGCAGCGAGAGCAUGAUCACUGGGUCGCCGAUUUGACUGAUGUUUGCCGACUUCAGGCCGACAUGCAUUCGACCUGGCUUUCCCGGCGACAGCACUCAGAGCUCCCGCAGGAGUUGCCGUGGGCAUAUCACGGGUCUUGGAAUGCCUAUCCGUUAUGGGCAGGUGGGGUUCCUGACGAACUCCUGAUUGCCACCGAUGGUAGCGGCGCUGGCACUGGGUCCUGGGCCUUUAUCGUCUGGGGCCUGUUCGGACACCGCUGGUACCGAGUUGAUUGGGAAGCGGCCCGGUUGACCAGUGUAGGAUGGCUGUCGGAGCUGCCACCGACACAUGUUACCGACACCCGGUCUUACCACGGUGAACUCGCGGCGCUGCAAGCAGCAGCCAUGUGGUGCUUGGCUCAGCUUGAUCAGUGGGAAAUCUACAUGCGAUCCUCCCCUCGUCUCACCACCCUUGCAGUUGACAAUUCCUCAGCACUGACAGUCGCGGCUGGGCACGCGGCGGCCGCUCAGCCCUGGGCCGCCAGCACACCCACUUGGGUUCUGGAUUAUGGUGAUGUUAGACCGCCUCAUGCACUGCCGUGGCACUCGACCUUCCAAGCCUUAGCGCCCUGGCUCUGGCUCAUCCCGCAGGCCAAGAUGCAUGGCGGGCGGCCCUGUUUCUCACUUGCGAUCGGGGAUGUUGGGUGGUCCCCACCGCAGACCUCUGUUGACACUGCUCCUCUGAGCAACGCCGAUACUCCCACACCGGUGCCGCUCUGCAUUACGACCGCAAAUAUUCAAUCCAUCAAAGAUGCUCCUUCUAAUCUGUUCAACCCCUCGGGACAUGCUGCUCGGCGUCAGUUCCUGAUGAGCCAGGCCUGCCAGCUUGGCAUCAAUAUCCUCUGCUUGCAGGAAGCCCGGAGUAAGGCAGGCCGGUGGGCGGUUGGCGGUUGGCUCACAUGGCGUUCCGGAGCCUGGAAAGGUCAGUAUGGCUGCGAAAUUUGGGUUAAACCGGGCAUCGUCUCGCCACCGUUGCAGUUGGGUGACUGGCGCAUCUUGCAUAGUUGCCCACGUCUCCUUGUAAUCACUUGCGUUUCUGAGCAGUUUCCGGUCACUAUCUGCUCUGCGCACGCCCCACAUUCUGACAGACCCGAUGCUGAAGCAAGGGCCUUCUGGGACCUCCUAGCGACCGUCCUUCAAGCCACGCCCAGGCGGCGUGCCAUUGUGCUUGGGCUCGACGCUAACGGCGACUUCUGUUCUGCCGACGAUGAGGGAGUGCUGAUCGGCACCUUGAUAUCCCAGCACGAGCCUUCUCGUAACGAUGAAUUUCUUCUCGAAUUGUGUCUGCGGUUCGGCCUUUUCGCCCCUUCCACCUUCAGUGACACCCAAGUUGGAGAAGGUUGGAGCUGGCAGCACACUAGUGGCCGGAGGAAACGGCUAGACCACCUUCUCUUCCAAGCCGGUCCCUGGGAGGUUGAGAGGUCUAGCCAAGCCCUAGCCUUUGACAUCGUAAAUGUGCAGCAAGAUCACGUCGCCCUUUGGGCACAUACGAUCCUUAGGGCGACUGCCCCGGCGGUGCCCCGCCCUCGGCAGCGGAAGUGUCUUCCGGCCGAGGUGCGUGGGGCCGGCAGCGACAUCUGGUCCCGCAUCCAGCGUCAAACGCCUGUUGGCUGCCCUGCACAGGUCCAGCAGCUGCUGGAUGUCUACUCAGUCUGGAGGCAGGCCUUGCCCUCGCGCUCUCCUCUGGUACUCAAGCAGCGGUAUAUCCAGGCCAAGACUUUGCAGCUUCUAGGUCGGCUCAGGGACUGGCGGGCCCAGUGCCGCUUAGUCAAGCAAAACGGUCGCGCGCUGCUCCUUUCGCUCUGCUUCGGAGGGUGGAGGCAGCGCUGUUAUGGAGACCGCCUACCCCACCUCCGCUGGCAUCAACAGCGUCUGCUUGAGGCUGCGAUGUUAUCACAGGAAUUCCGCCUCAGUCGCAUUGCACACAAUUCUGCAAAAAAGGACAAAGUGCAACAUUUCAUCCAUCUCACGGCCUCCGCAGUUGAGCUCUGGCAUCAGGAAGGCCGAGCUCUUGAGUCCAUCUCCAAGCUGCGAUGGGCCUCGCGUCGUGCUGCUGAGCGGAGAGCCGUCCACGCAGCGGGCGGCUACAAUAUCGAGCAAGAACUCGAAGAACAAUUCAGAGCCCAGGAAGGGGGGCGCGCUGUUACGCACGAGCAAAUUCGUGCUGCCCAGCGAUCCUGGGCCCACUCUCCCACGGUACCUUGUCCACAGGCGGUACCGACUCUCCUCCAGAUGGAGGCUGCUUGUCGUAGGCAGCAGGCCGGGAAGGCUCCUGGCCCCGUGCUUAACGAGCUCUGGAAACACUUUCCCGUUUCUGCGGGCCUCUGGUUCUGGCGUGUCUGCACUGGCAUCGCGCUGACGGGCCGCGAGCCGCCCCAGUUCAAGCUCGCUCUCAUAUGCGCCCUGUAUAAGAAGGGCCCAGCUGCCCUUCCACAAAACUACAGGUCUAUCGCACUGCUGAAUGGCAUGGCCAAGGUGUACCAUGGAUACCUCAGGAAAGGUAUCGGGCACUCGAUUCUACGCCGUUACCAAGGACUCCAACUCGGAGGUCGCCCAGGCAUGCCUGUCCACUUCGCGGUUACUGCAUUCCGUUGCGCGUGGUCACUUUGUGUCGAGGCACAGCGGAGUGUUGCGGUUCUCUUUGUUGAUAUCAAGGCCGCCUAUUAUGAGGCGAGCAGGGACCUCAUCUUCGAUGGCGGCCCUUUGUCUCUGGAGCCCAGCGAACAGCGGCUAUAUCAUUUGAGCGCUCUCGUUGACCAAUUGGCACGGGCGGGCGCCCUUCAGCUUCUCGGUGUCCCGGAGGAAGAAAUUGCGCUCCUCAAGGACUGUGUCGCUUGUGCUCACUGGCACUUGGUGGGGUCCGACCGUCUGUUUCUUGCAACUCGGGGCUCACGACCUGGCGACGGACUAGCUGAUAUCCUCUUUGGCUCCCUCUUCGCCAUUGCGCUACGCCACAUUGAAGCUGUGUGUGCUAAGGACGGUCUAACUUGCCAGGCUGCUUGUUUCGCCUCCGGAUCCCCCCCCACCCCGCUUCAGAUAGGGUGGGCUGACGACCUCGCGGUCAUUACUGAUUACGCUAGUCCUCGCGAACUGCCCCGGGUUGCGGAAAUUGUCAUAGACACCUUGCAUGCCCUGCAUUUUUCCGUUAACCUUGGGGAAGGGAAAACCGAGGCUCUCCUUGACAUCAGAGGCAAUGAGGCCAAGGCCGUACGAGGUGAAAUGCUUGGGUCGACCCGACCGCUAACCCUCCCUAAUGGUGCCGAGUUGCGACUGACACCUGAAUAUAGGUAUCUUGGGGUUGUCCAGCAUCCCAAGGAUAACGGCCGCAGAGAUUCUGAGCUUUGUGCUCAGGGAGGACGCACUGCGUGGGCUCACGGUCGCAACUUGAUUAGCAGCGACGCGCUACCUUGGGCACUUCGGCAAGCGUGGGUCGCUGGUAGGAUCCUGCCCGCGGCGUACGCAACACUUGCUACCUCAGUCGCGGUGUCCGAACGGGCUACCGCGCCUUUGCACGGCCUGUUCGAGCGGAUUGCCCGGGUAGUGUGUGGAUCAUGGCGCUUCGGCCACCGCCUGCACCGGUCCGUGCUUCUCUGCCUUCUUGGACUGACGGCCCCUGAGCAUGCUGUUGUCGUUGCUCGCACCCGCCUAGUCGUCCAGCUCGUUGGCCGGGCACCUACCGAGGUGUGGGAUCUCUUCGACGCGGCAUGGAAUCGUGCUGUCCCCUGGUGUGCUUUGCUCGCAGAUGCCUGCAAGUCAGUUGCCCGCGGCGUUGCGGGCGCCCAGCGCCAACAUGUCCCUUCGGCCUUGGCCUUCGUGCGUGCCAACCAUCGAGGGAUGCUGAAGGCCUGCCGGUUUCUCAGCAAAUGGGGCACUCUCCAGUGGGCUUUCUGGGACCUGUGGCAGGCGCUGUCCGGACCCAGGAAUACCCCACAGACCGGGUUAGGCCGAAAGUUAUCUUGA